Aplysia californica (California sea hare) is the source of this 2018-nucleotide messenger RNA. Its product is annotated as chitin synthase. Gene Ontology annotation, molecular function: chitin synthase activity. Gene Ontology annotation, cellular component: cell septum; cell periphery. The record is from RefSeq and is a predicted model, not a curated record. Lineage: Eukaryota; Metazoa; Mollusca; Gastropoda; Aplysiida; Aplysiidae.
AUCUUCUGGAGAGCUGGCGUAAGGUGACAAGAAAGAACGAAGACAUUUCUCUGCUCUAUAUCGCCUACCAGACUGGCAUGAUGGCCUCGUCCAUCCUGACACCAGGGACAAUCUUCAUGCUUAUUGUUGGAGCUAUUACUACGGCAUAUCCAGAAAUCCCGCUGUUUGGCAGUCUCAUUCUGAACCUGAUCCCAGUUAUCAUAUUUGUUGCCCUCGUCUUUAUGGCCCAAAGUAAUACACAGCUCACGUUCGCAGCAAUAGUGUCAAUCAUCUACUCGCUUCUCAUGAUGAUAGUUCUGGCGGGGCUGGUCAAGCAGAUGGCCGAUUACGGAUUCUGCUCUGUGACCACCAUCUUCAUGGUCACUGUCAUCGGCAUUUUUGCUUCGGCAGCGUUGCUACAUCCGCAGGAAUUUGUCUGCAUCCUGCAUGGCCCGCUGUACUUCGUGUCUGUGCCGAGUAUGUCUGUCUUGCUCAUCAUCUACUCUCUGGGCAAUCUGCACGUGGUCUCCUGGGGUACCAGAGAAGCUGCCAAACCUCCCCCACCCCCGGGCCAGCGGCCUCCGGAAAAGAAACAGGGCACCCUUAAGAAAUGGAUGACCAAACUGUCUGGGGGAAUUGACGUAGAGGAAGGCGUGAGAAGUCUUGGAAGCAUUUUCAGCUGUGUGUGCUGCUCCACGACCGUUGCUGCUCAGCCUGUCACUCCCGCCAACUCACUCGCCCAACAUAUUAUACAGGAACCAGAAGCUCCCGGAGCAAGCGCUGAUGGGAACUCAACUCAAGACCACGCCCCUGAGCCCGUGCGGCGUCCUCAUUGGUUGGAGACUGUGGAGGCCGUGAGAGCCCCGGAGCUACCAGAAAAAGAGACAGCGUUUUGGAAAGAGCUCAUUGGUCAAUACCUGUAUCCUAUGGAGAAAGAUGAACAGCACGAGAAAAAGGUGAAGGAAGAUCUGCUGGAACUUCGUAACAAGACGUGUCUUGCAUUCUUCCUGAUCAACAGUUUCUUUGUCGCUCUUGUGUUGAUGCUGCAGCAAGUUGCUCAGGAAACACCCAACCUUUCCAUUGAGAUCGACUGUCACAUAGAUGGUUUUGAAGGCGAGGCCUUUGAGCCCAUCUCGAUGGCCUUCACCCUGGUGUUUGGCAUCCUGUUAGCCCUGCAGUUUUUGGCCAUGCUCGUGCAUCGUCUUUCCACAUUCCUUCACAUCUCAGCUGCAACCAGCGUUAAAGAGAUCUCUGGCACUAAAGUCCAGGGCGAUUCCCUCUCAGGCAGUGCUUCCAAUCUGUCCUCCGGACUUUUGGUCGACUGGGUCAAGGAGAUGCAGAAGGUCAAGGCCCCGGAGGAGGAAUCGGAAGACUUGCUGAACCGCGACUCGGUGCAGCUGGAUAUUGAAGCGGGAGACGAUGAGGCAGACAAGACAGCGGAGAGAGAGAAAGAAAAAUGGAAACGCUUGCGCUCCAGAAAAACGAUGAGGAAAUCCAAAAAAGCAAGAACUGUACCCAAAACCCUGGACGACCAGUUCACCAAGGUCUUCACAAAGUUCGCCGACGAGUCCAUCUCUCGCAUGCAUCCUAACAGCGGCUCCAUACACAACGGACCCGCCGGAGGCCCCAAGCGCAGAGCCUUCUCUGACGGCGACAACGAAGACCCCGUGGAAGCCAUCUCGAAAGUGGCGGCAACCAAUGACGACUUCCGGAAGACAAUCGCCCGGAAGGCGACCAUCUUGAAAAAGGGUGUCAGUUUCUCCCACGCCGGGACUGGCGUGACAAGACGACGCAGGACCGAGGUGGACAGGUCCAAAAGUAGUCCCAAACGGGUGUCACACGUUAGCAUUAGGCGAGAGAGCAGUAGCAUCGAAGAGGAGGAUGACGACAAGACAGAGGAUUCAGCCUUGUGAGCGGUACGAUUUUGUGCAAGCUAGAGGUUUUAGUGAAGUAUUUUUCCGAACAAACAAAAAAAAAGAAAAAGAAUAAUUAAAAUUGGAGGCAGCGAAGUGAUUUUUAGCACUUAAAGCACAGCAAAA